Messenger RNA from Schistocerca americana (American grasshopper), 1401 nucleotides. RefSeq names its product collagen alpha-2(I) chain-like. Bases 66 to 1241 code for a protein of 391 amino acids. The record is from RefSeq and is a predicted model, not a curated record. The transcript has 4 exons. NCBI's taxonomy places the organism in Eukaryota, Metazoa, Arthropoda, Insecta, Orthoptera, Acrididae.
AGCGAUCGGAGAAAUCACGCGGUGUAUUGCCGCUAUCACAUUGAAGUCAGAGCGUAUUUUCGCAUAUGUCAAAGCCAAUGGUUUCGCUCGUGGGGCCCAGCGGCGUGAACCCACGCCGACGAAAGCUAGUCGACCAAGAUGUUCCUCGUGAAUUGCGCACGAAAAGGGCAAAGAGAGUGCGACUUUCUCCUCGCCAGCGCCAGCAGCGUAUUAUUGAAGAGAAGGAAAGGUACCAACGGCUUGUACUUUUCUGGAUAAGAAUCAUCCAGUACUUCAUGAAUAAGGCUGCAAGAGCAAAAGCAGCAGCAGCAGUAGCUUCGGUACCAGUCUCAACAGCUGGUCCGUCAUCAACAGUCAGCCCAUCAUUGGCAGCAGGACCUUCGUCAGCAGCCGGCCCAUCCUCGGCAGCCGGCCCAUCCUCGGCAGCCGGCCCAUCCUCGGCAGCUGGCCGAUCAUUGGCAGCUGCACUGCUCUUGGCAGUUGGACCGUCAGCAGCAGCUGGACCAUCCUCAGUAGCCGGUCCAUCCUCAGCAGCCGGUCCAUCCUCAGCAGCUGGUCCAUCCUCAGCAGCCGGCCCAUCCUCAGCAGCCGGCCCAUCCUCGGCAGCUGGCCCAUCCUCGGCAGCCGGCCCAUCCUCGGCAGCUGCCCGAUCAUUGGCAGCUGCACUGCUCUUGGCAGUUGGACCAUCAGCAGCAGCUGGACCAUCCUCAGCAGCCGGCCCAUCCUCAGCAGCCAGCCAAUCGUUGACAACCGGACCGCUGUUGGCAACCAGACCAUCGUCAGCAGUCAGUCCAUUAUCGGCAGCUGGUCCAUCAUCAGCAGCUGGACCAUCGUCGGCAGCCGGUCCAUCCUCAGCAGCCGGCCCAUCCUCGGUAGCUGGCCAGUCAUUGGCAACAAGACCAUUGUCAGCAGCCGGACCAUCAACGGCAUCUGGACCACUGUUGGCAGCUGCAUCGUCAUUGGGAGCUGGACCGUCAUCAGCAUGCAGCCCAUUGGCAGUGACAUUGCAGACAUCAGCAGCAUCACAGCCAUCAUACAGUGGUGGAGAUGCAGGCAAUGCUGAUGUGGUCUUAGCACAGGAACCUGAGCAACCACCACUUGUGGAGCGUUUCAAUUCCAUACCAUUACUAGAGGGUGAUACGAAAGAGAUGUACGUGAUCGUGGACGAUUCAAAUUACACCUUCGAAUUGCCCUUUGAGUGCAUGGGAGACGCUAAAUCGGGAACUGAGGAAGCCAUUUGAGUUUAUUCUCAUUCCCAGCUGAAUAUCAUAUAACUUACGUGUUUUACUAAUACAAAUUAUUCAUGAAUAUAAGCAUUUUAUAACCUAUCAUAACUUAGUAAGAAGUAGUGUCUUGUAUUAACAAUCAUUAAUUACUGAGAAAUAAAGUACUAUCACCCCA